Molecule: messenger RNA, 1628 nt
Organism: Andrographis paniculata
Lineage: Eukaryota; Viridiplantae; Streptophyta; Magnoliopsida; Lamiales; Acanthaceae
Product: F-box/kelch-repeat protein At3g06240-like
Exons: 2
Coding region: 253-1473 (406 amino acids)
Molecular function (GO): protein binding
Source: RefSeq, a predicted model, not a curated record
GAAGGAAGACCCAUGCCAUCUUGCCAUAUCAAGUCAAUCCAAAGACGAAAACUUCAAGCUGUGCCAAUUCCCCGAUCCAGAGAGAGUGAGAGGUUCGGCGCUACCGCACAAAACACAAACAUAAUCUACUUUCUUUCUUCUGUGCAACAACCUCGAAAUUUACGGGAGACUCCUUAAUUCUUUGUUCACACGUUGUUCUUAUGAUCUCAAGCUGCCUGCAGAAAGGUCACUGAGGUACAAAGCUCACCGAGUAUGGCUGAAAACAUAACAAAGUUGAAAAGGGAGCUUGAGGAAAACCAGAAGAAACAUCACUGUGGUAAAGAGACGCAGCUUAGUCUCGUUGCUGUGUCUUAUCUCCCCAAGGACUGUGUUUUUAACACCAUUGUCCGGCUGCCACUUGAAUCCAUACACGCAUCCAUGUUUGUUUGCAAGAUCUGGUAUGGGAUUGUUAACAGUCCCUCCUUCAUUCAUGCUCAUCUAAAACGAUCGGAUACGGGAUUAGUAUUCUUGACACCGGUCAGAAAUUGCCUUCCGUCUGCAAAAACCAUUUUCUCCGUGGAAUCCAAGGUGUCAGAGCUACUUUCCUUGCCAGUGCACCAGUGGCCGCUGAUAGACCCUCCUCGACUGUACUACAUGAAGUUCAUAGAAAUCAAAGAUGGCAAAAGCACAGUUAAAGAGUAUAAUACAUCUUGUAUGGGCAAUAUUAGGGCAACCUGCAAUGGUUUGAUCAUUCUUGAACACCAUACGAAGAGCGGAGGAUUGGUCCUUAUGAACACUGUAACUAGAGAGCUGAAACCAAUCCCUUUGGGAACAAGGUCUUCUCCACAUCAAGAAUCAUACGGCUUGGCAUUUUGCCAUGUGCUGGGGGUGUAUAAACUGGUGCACUUGUUCCUGGACAAGUUAAGAUAUGUUGAAUGUGAGAUUAUGGACAUCGGGAAUGGAUCAUGGAGAUGGAGAGCAGUGGAUGGACCAGCUUUCGGAGUAUUUGGUUGGUUAGGUUAUCAGCCAGUUUUCACUAUAGGAGCUCUGCAUUGGAUCCCAAAUAUUGAUGUUAAUGAGUAUAUGGUGUCAUUGGCACUUGAUGAUGAGAAGUUUGUCAAAACCCCGUUACCAAGUAGUUGCGGAAUUCAUGACCGGAUCAUUGAAAUGAGCUGCUUUCUUGGUUUUGUGACGCGACAAGACACAGACAGGAUCAUCGUGUGGAUCUUGAGGAGUUUAAGUGAUGGUGUUUGGGAACAACAGUAUACCAUCAGCGUGGAAAGCUCCUGGCAGAGUAUGGUUCCACUUUAUUGCAAGGGGAUUUACGGUGAAAUUAUUUUCAGGUGCAAGGAUGACGAUCUGUAUGUUUACGACUACUGCUUGCAACUUGUGAGGAAGGUUGAGGAUGAAAAGCAACGGUCCCUACCCUUGGCUAAUCACUGUUAUCCUCAUGUAAACAGUCUCAUCUCAUGGAAGAUCAAGGCAGAAGAAUGAGAAAGGGCAAUAUCUAUGAACAUUGUAGGUUUAUGCAUCAUUUUGUAGUUGAAGCUCUAACUACUACUACAUCAUUUGUGUGGAUAUGCUCCCUCCCAAAUGGCACAUUUACCUUAUAAGAAAUAACAAUCUGCAAAAUUUGGACCAAGCUCAAA